Messenger RNA from Punica granatum (pomegranate), 830 nucleotides. Lineage: Eukaryota; Viridiplantae; Streptophyta; Magnoliopsida; Myrtales; Lythraceae. The record is from RefSeq and is a predicted model, not a curated record.
AUGUAUUUACUUGCAUAUAGCCCGAGAAAAAAUUGAAAUUUGUUUCAAGUCUCUUUUCCAUCCCAUUCCAAAAGCUCCAACCCAAGUCAUGGCAUCAGGAGCAGCCAAAUCAGCAGCAUUCAUGCUGCUAAUCCUCAAUCUCUUGCUCUACUUCAUCGUAGUCGUCAUCGCCUCGUGGGCCAUGAAACACGCGAUUGAAAGAACUCACGAAACGGCUUCAAUUCUACCCACACCAGCUCGAAUAUUCCCGAUAUUCUUCCCAAUGGGGAACAUGGCUACUGGUCUCUUCAUCUUGUUCGCCCUCAUUGCUGGCGUUGUUGGGAUGACAACCUCAGCCACAGGCAUUCAGGAUGUCGCUCGUGGAACCGCCCCGACUCUUCACUCUGCAGCUGCCUCCUCCCUCAUAACUCUCUUCCUCAGCCUCCUGGCAAUGGGACUUGCGUGUAAAGAAAUCAAUAUCGGGUGGACGGAAUCAAAUCUGCGAACCCUGGAGGUGAUAACGAUAAUCGUGACCUUUACGCAACUCUUCUGCGCUGGCGCAAUUCAUACUGGAGUCUCGCAACUUACUGCACUGUAUAGGGCCGAAGGAAGGAUAUGAAGUGAAUGAAUUCCAAUGCCGCAUUGACAUAAAAAAUAGUCAUAUUUGUCCGUGUGUAUGUAUAUUUAUACGUAUAAUAUGCAUGUAUAUGCAUAUAUGUUCUUCGGGUAUUAUCGGCACAUUGACCUUUGUUUUCUUUUUUCUUUUUCUGCCCAUUCUUUUUCGUGCAAGCUUGAUGGUAUGAGUUGUGAAAACAUUUUUUUCCAAUAAAACCAUGUGCAUGUUAUACGGU